GUCGACGACCAGACUAACACCACAGGGGCAGCACAACAUCUCGUCAAAAUGACCAAGAUCAACACCAACCUGUCCUCCAGCCGGAGAAAGAGCCGCAAGGCUCACUUCUCCGCGCCAUCCAGCGUGCGACGUGUGAUCAUGUCCGCACCGCUCUCAAAAGAACUCCGCGAGAAGCACAACGUCCGCGCCAUCCCAAUCCGCAAGGACGACGAGGUCAUCAUCAAGCGCGGCAGCCACAAGGGCCGUGAGGGCAAGGUCACUUCCGUCUACCGCCUCAAAUAUGUCAUCCACAUUGAGCGCGUCGCCCGCGAGAAGUCCAACGGACAGUCUGUUCCACUCGGUAUCGCUCCAUCCAAGGUCGAGAUCACCAAGCUCAAGCUCGACAAGGACCGGGAGAAGAUCAUUGAGCGCAUCGCCAACGGUCGUGAGGCCAACGAGAAGAAGCGCAAGGCUACUGCUUAAAUGUGUCGACAUGCAAAGCUACGAGCAUGCGUCAUGUAUGGAAAGGAUUGAAGGAGCUUCGGGCUUCGAUGAUACCAGAUGGUAAAAAGCAUUGAGCGACAUCGCCAGCUUUUCUGGGCGUUUUGUAUGAGGAAUGGAAGCAGCAAAGACUGCAUUGCGGCAUCAUCCAGCGUCGCAUGUCUCGAACGAGAACGCUUCGAAUUCACAAACAUCGUACCCGUUCUCA
Messenger RNA from Pseudocercospora fijiensis CIRAD86, 688 nucleotides. RefSeq lists its product as uncharacterized. Gene Ontology annotation, biological process: ribosomal large subunit biogenesis; cytoplasmic translation. Bases 49 to 462 code for a protein of 137 amino acids. Gene Ontology annotation, cellular component: cytosolic large ribosomal subunit. Gene Ontology annotation, molecular function: structural constituent of ribosome; RNA binding. The transcript has 2 exons. Lineage: Eukaryota; Fungi; Ascomycota; Dothideomycetes; Mycosphaerellales; Mycosphaerellaceae. The record is from RefSeq and is a predicted model, not a curated record.